Giardia duodenalis is the source of this 3273-nucleotide messenger RNA. RefSeq lists its product as uncharacterized. The transcript has a single exon. Lineage: Eukaryota; Fornicata; Diplomonadida; Hexamitidae. The record is from RefSeq and is a predicted model, not a curated record. Bases 1 to 3273 code for a protein of 1090 amino acids.
AUGAAGCCGGUCGUGACACUCAAUCAAUUUUUAGAUGGCCGGAUUAAGGCCCAGCGGCCGCCGAUAAGAUAUGAUAAGCUAGUGCUAGAAGCGGAGGCUCUUGUGCUGCAGAAUGGCUGUACCUUUGGAUCUGGUGAGGGAGACUGUCUGAUCAAUCUUUUUGUUUCCCAAAUUCUGCCUCAGCAAACCAUUCGUGGAGAUACCAUAACAUCAUUCUUUAAUUAUAUUGCACGAAGCUAUAAGACCCCUAAUUUUGUCAGUGUCCAGAGUUAUAGAAUGCUGUUCAAGGAGUGCUCUAAUUCUCUUACUCGUCACUUUAAGAUCGCCGCUCGUCUUGUAUAUUUAUUGACUAACAUCUUGCACCAUCGGUCUGCUGCUAUCCUCAGCUUUCCCAACCCAUUAGAUGAGAUCGCUUGUCUUUUCAAGACUCUCGCCACUAUCUGUUUCAUGGAGAAUGGCAGCGUUACAAGUAAUCACUCUCUGAUUAAAACUGUGUUCUCAUUUUAUAUGACUCUGCCGACGCGCCUGCAAAGCAUUUGCCCCCUUCUUUGGACUAGCUAUAUCUCUCUGGACAGUCUUCCUUGUCGUGUGCUUACUAUUACAUUGCUCUCAUCUGCAUAUGAUGAACACCGAAGCAGACCACAUCAACGGCAGACUCUGCAAGCGGAUCAGCAUGUCAUAGCUAGUACACCAUAUUCUGACCAUCCAGGGGAUACAGCUGCGAUACUGGCACUUAAGGCUCUGAGCUCGUAUUUUCGUGGUGCAGAGCAGUGCAUGGCGGCGGCAGAGUGUUCUAGAGCUGAUCGUUUAAAUUACACCCCAUACUCCCAAUUACUAGGGUCGUCAUUGGUUAACUUCUAUGGACUCCUGGAGUCAUGCUUCCACGAGAUCAUGAAGUCGUCUAAUCAAUCAUCUGAGUUUGUCGCUGCGUACUUGUCCAUGUUUCGCCUGUUUUGGACCACUGUGUCUCCAUCUAAGCUUAAUUUAGAUAUUAGCUUUAUCUUAGCACACACUGAAAACCCUCCUGCAGGAUUCAGAUGGACAUCUAUUCUCUCGAUGGCUGGAUCUGUACUUAGUGGUAUGAAGAGGGAGAUUCUACGUCGAAACUAUGUCCCCUCAAAGGAUAGCGAUGUGCUGAUUCCACUGGUGCAAUCGCAGAUACCCUUGUUUAUUACUGUGUCUAGGAGGGUUCUUACCUUGCUCGAAGGUAUCGGAAGUGAUACAACUGUUGAGCACGAGAAAGAGCUGUUUACGUCUGUCGAAUAUCUAGCCACUUUCUUUGGCAUAUUCCCUGUUAUCGGUCAUUUUGCCGAGCUCUUUCCGUUCAUUCCUUCGCUGAAGAUAUGUUUUACUGAAGAUGGAACCAAUAUCCCUCUCUCUGUUCUCCAGCGUCUAACCCUUCAUGAUCCACAUGAGCAUGGUACGAGGCUCAGCACGACUUCAUGGUUAGACUGUCAAUUGUGCUCCUACUUCAGCUCUGCAGUAACGGUUGAUCUUCUCCACAUUUUAAACAUCACCAGCUUCACAGCGAGCGGAGAGCCUGUCUCCCAGCAAGAGUACACCGCCGAGAGAGAUAUUACGGAUACUUUUAUGGGUUGCCGCGGACACAGAAAAAAGCAGCACCAGGCAGUUGCAAUAGUGCCAACAGCACCGUCCCAAGACAACAUCUUUAGCGCCUCUCAACCAUACCUCUUUGUGCAUGCCCUUAUACGUAAUGAGCUGGCAGCAGCAACGCAGGCAGGGGCUGUGAGUAUUACAAAGGAGAUGCCAUUCUCAUUCCUCAACUCGGCCCUCGAUGAGGUUCUGGGGACCCUCAUAAUGGACCAGCUUCUCACGUGCAGCAUAUUUCUCCUCAAUAAUGCAGCUGAUAUAGAUACACUCCUUAGAGGAAUGGAACUACUCUGUCUUCUUUCUAAGUUUCCCCUUUAUUACUUAGAAGAGCUUCCUGUGGCUGAUAUGCUUAACAUUUUUCAGUUGUCACUCCGGGCUGUCAAUAUCUGCAUCAAGGCGUGGCCAUCUUUUCAGUCAACCAUAGCUACCUUAGCCCAAGGAGACGAAAAAGCAUUUUCCAUGAAGCUUAUUGAUCUCUUUGCUCAUGCCGUCAGUAGCUAUUGUCAUCUGCUAGAGUCAGAUGUUAUUAGCAAGGAGCUGUCUCGCGACGAGGAAGAGCUUGCAAUAGAUAGAGAAGCUACUAUGUUGAUUUCCACCCUUUUAUCCCACAGCAACUAUCCGACAAAGGUGCACUGCAAGGUGGUUAUCGGAAUCAUGGCUCUUCUACGGCGUCACGAGACGCCAACUGAUGCACAGAGAGUUUUGCAGGGGGGUGACCUGCUUCUUUUAUCCCUCAAGUUCUGCCAAAACCAAAACAGGCUCCAGGGAUACAUGAUACGUGUUAUCCGAUUCCUCUUCAUGCGUAUAAAUCUUGAGGCCAUUCAAACAAAUUCUAUAUUGGGUUUGCCGCUAAAUACAACACUGUAUUGCAUUUUAGACGGUUUAACAGGACGAGAUCGCAUUUGCUUCAAUAGCAUCUCAAGCCUCAAUGCCUUAUUUACCCGCCUCGGAGAGCUUGACUUCAGCGACGCCUCUUCUGAGACGAUAUCUCAAAGAGACGAUAUGGUGUCCCGCACCAUCACCCAGUUAGCAUCCCAGAGUUUCUCCAAGCGGAUAACCCCGGCCAACGGGGGGAUUGUGAUCCAGCUGAUUACACUCUUGGAGUCUAUUUUUAGUGGAGAGUAUUUAAAAAAUUUCAAUCCGAAUGUACUAGAGUUGAUAUUCAAUCUUGCUGUCUAUCUGUCCAAUAUAAUUCCUCAGUUGCAGCAGUAUCAGAAAGAAGCCAAAAGGCAUCUGCGCAAGCUUGUCAUUUCUCUUGCUGUUGGCCUCUUUGGUAAAAACGCACCCGAUCCCCCGAAGUCCACCAUUACUAUUCUUAGCAAUUAUCGCCCUAUUUUGCUAGAGCACCUGGCUGCAGACCAGACCACCUUAUCCUUCCACCUUCAUGAUGCACAGAAGAGAGUGGACCGCUUGCAGACCCCAUCGUGUCUAGAGCACUCUCAGUUAAGAACCACCGAGGGAAUUCAGCUGUCACCUAUUUCAGAGGAAAAGCUAGCACAGCUAGAUUCAUGUUCUAUACGUGCAACGGCCACAGACACAGAUCGGGCCACGGCAACGAAGAGCUUGGCCAGAAUCAAAGCACGAUACGACACUUGUAGUGCCAUGAUAGCCAGACUUUACGAAAUCCUCGGAAUCGCAGAAGGAACCGUCCUGGAGUUGUGA